Messenger RNA from Osmerus eperlanus (European smelt), 1749 nucleotides. RefSeq names its product chromodomain-helicase-DNA-binding protein 2-like. Gene Ontology annotation, cellular component: nucleus; chromatin. Gene Ontology annotation, molecular function: ATP-dependent chromatin remodeler activity; chromatin binding; ATP hydrolysis activity. Gene Ontology annotation, biological process: regulation of transcription by RNA polymerase II; nucleosome organization. NCBI's taxonomy places the organism in Eukaryota, Metazoa, Chordata, Actinopteri, Osmeriformes, Osmeridae. The record is from RefSeq and is a predicted model, not a curated record.
AUGAUGAAGAAUAAAACUAUAAAACAGGAGGAAGAAGGCUCUACCCAAAGCAAUGCAUCAAGCAAUUCUGCUUCAGAGGAGUCCAACCACUCGGCCUCUGAGUCCGGGAGCCAAUCGGAGAGCGAGCAGGGCCGUGGGAGGGUGCGGCCCCACCACUCCGAGUCCAACAGCACCUCGGACUCAGAGAGCCGGUCAGAGUCAGGCAGCGAGUCAGCCGGCUCAAAGUCCCAGCAUGCCUCAGUGGAGGUGAAGGAUAAGCCAGUCAGGAAGAAGGAUAAGCUGGCUGAUGUAAAAAAGAUGUGGGAGGAGCACCCGGAUGUUUACGGCGUCAGACGGUCGAACCGCAGCCGUCAGGAGCCGGCUCGGCUGAAUAUCGGAGCAGAGGGCAGCAGCGAUUCGGAAAGCGAAAGUCCCAAGCGGAAAGGACUCCGGCAGAAGAAGAGAGAAAAUACCUGGAAAGAUGAUGGCUCAAAUGACGACGAAGAGGAGGAGGAUGAUGAUGAUGAUGAUGAGGAGGAUGUGACCAGCAGUUCAGACAGUGAUCAGGAAGAGAAUAAAGUUAGAUCCAGACGUCUCCCAGCCCGAAGACCGCAGACCAAAACAGCAGCAGCUAAAAAGCAGCAACCACAGAAGACCAAGAAGGUGAAAAAGCAGGAGUCAUCUGAUGAUGAGGAGGAAGAGGAUGACGAUGAGGACGAUGAGGAUGAAGACACGCCGAAGAGGCAGACUCGGCGGAGAGCGGCUACGAAAGUCAGCUACAAGGAAGAUCAGAAUGAUUUUGAGACGGACUCUGAUGACCUCAUCGAGAUGGUGGGUGAGGGGGCGGAGGAGCAGCAGGAUGAUGACAGUGAGAUGAUAGAGAAAGUCAUGGACACCAGAACUGGGAAGAAAGGAGCCAACGGGGCGGCGACCACACAGUACGCUGUGGAGGCUGGUGGGGACCCAGGGGCCGGGUUUGACCCAGAGAAGGACGAGGGAGAAACCCAGUACCUGAUCAAGUGGAAGGGCUGGUCCUACAUCCACAACACCUGGGAGAGCAUGGACUCUCUCACUCUGCAGAAGGUCAAGGGCCUGAAGAAGCUGGAGAACUUCAAGAAGAAGAAUGAUGAGCUCAAUCUGUGGAUGUCAAAAGCUUCCCCUGAGGAUCUGGAGUACUACAACUGUCAGCAGGAACUGACCUCAGACCUCAAUAAACAGUUCCAGAUUGUAGAGAGAGUCAUAGCCACAAAGACAGGGAAGACACAGGGACCAUCUGAUUUCCCUGUGACACACAGUCAUAAGACGACGCCUUCUUCCAACGAGCCGGAGUACCUGUGCAAGUGGAUGGGCCUGCCCUACGCAGAGUGUAGCUGGGAGGAUGGAGCUCUCAUCGGCAAGAAGUUCCAGCACUGUAUCGACAACUUCAGCCACCGCAAUAAUAGCAAAACCAUCCCUUCCAAAGACUGCAAAGUUUUGAAGCAGAGGCCGAGGUUUGUCACCCUGAAGAAGCAGCCAUCUUACAUUGGAGGGGAGAAUCUGGAGCUGCGAGAUUAUCAGCUGGCUGGCCUGAACUGGCUCGCUCACUCCUGGUGCAGGUGUAACAGCGUCAUCCUGGCUGACGAGAUGGGCCUGGGGAAGACCAUCCAGACCAUCUCCUUUCUGUCCUACCUGUUUCACCAGCACCAGCUUUAUGGGCCCUUCCUGCUGGUGGUGCCCUGUCCACUCUCACCUCCUGGCAGAGGGAGUUCGACAUCUGGGCCCCCGACAUGA